UGCAGACAAACAUAAUCCUACACAGGUUUGCGGUCACAAGGCAACCAGUCCUUCUCAUUGCAGUUUCUCCCAAUCUACAGCUCGGGCUCUUUUUCUUCUCUUACUUCCCGCCUCGAACCAAUCACAAUAAUGGUGGACCGUAUAACCGAAGACCAAACAGUUGAGUACAGAGAUGCUUUUGCUCUCUUUGACAAAAGGGGCGAUAACAAGAUUGACUCUGAUCAGAUCGGCGACGUAUUGAGGGCACUAGGACUAAAUCCGUCUGAAGCAGAAGUAAAAAAGAUUGUUCAAGAAGUUGAUCCGAAAGGUAACAAGAGGGUUACGUUUGAGGAGUUUCUCCCAUGCUUCCUCUCAUGCAGUCAGAAGAAGGAGCAGGGAUCAAUGGAGGAUUUCAUCGAGGGUCUUCGUGUCUUUGACAAAGAUGGAAACGGUUUCAUAAACUCUGCCGAACUACGCCACGUCCUUACAAGCCUUGGUGAAAAGUUGACAGACGAGGAAGUGGACACAUUGCUACAAGGAAUAGAGGAUGGGCAGGGCCAAGUAAAUUAUGAAGAAUUCGUAAAGAUGGUCAUGUCUGGGUAAAACUGAUGGCUCUAUCUGUCUCUCAAGAGUGUCAUUUAUUAUCCUCAAAGGACAUUUUAUGUGCAUUAGGUCUCUCGUUGUCAUUUAUUAGCUGGUACAUGCAAGACAUAAUAUUAUUUGAUAUUAUUAAAUUUGUAGCAUCAUAGUACACUUUGCUCAAUAACAAUCUUUUCAUUUUAA
Amphimedon queenslandica is the source of this 762-nucleotide messenger RNA. RefSeq names its product myosin-2 essential light chain-like. The transcript is spliced from 6 exons. Gene Ontology annotation, molecular function: calcium ion binding. Gene Ontology annotation, cellular component: myosin II complex. The record is from RefSeq and is a predicted model, not a curated record. Bases 130 to 582 code for a protein of 150 amino acids. Lineage: Eukaryota; Metazoa; Porifera; Demospongiae; Haplosclerida; Niphatidae.